Molecule: messenger RNA, 2191 nt
Organism: Cheilinus undulatus (humphead wrasse)
Lineage: Eukaryota; Metazoa; Chordata; Actinopteri; Labriformes; Labridae
Product: beta-1,3-galactosyl-O-glycosyl-glycoprotein beta-1,6-N-acetylglucosaminyltransferase 4-like
Exons: 3
Coding region: 247-1536 (429 amino acids)
Cellular component (GO): membrane
Molecular function (GO): acetylglucosaminyltransferase activity
Source: RefSeq, a predicted model, not a curated record
CAUUAUCGUCUCGGUGCUGAAUGUGUCGUGCAGCGGUGAUGUGCUGCUGAGGUGACCGGGCAGGAGGCGGUCAGAGGCGGGUCUCUGCCCCCCGACACUCCCCUCAGUCCGCGAAGGAUCCACGGACACGGAGAGGACCGAGGCUCCGCAAAGAGCUCCUUUCUUUACUCAUGUGGUUCUUCUGUGGAUCUGUUGGAGACGUUUGCAUGGCAGGAGGGUCACUCAUGACAUCUUUAGAGAGCAAGAAUGAAAAUACGAUGUGGCCAUCACAUCCAUAGGUCGAGACAGAGGUGCUUCCUGUUCUUUCUGUCUCUGCUCACAGUCUGCCUGCUCAAACUCGUCUACAUCAAGGUCACAGUGAGGGACAGCGUCUUCAUCGAGCCGUACGGGAUCACCAGCACUUUAUCCAGAAACCACCUGCACAGGUACGACAUUAACUGCACGGCGGUGUACGAGCUGGACCCGGUGGAGAUCGGCAAGGCUCUGCAGAUCAAACGUAAAGCGAUCAUAGAGCUAGACGACGAGAGCACCGUGAGUCUGACUGCUGACUGUCAGACAUUUAUCAGAGCCAGAGGUUACCAUGACGUCCCCGUGUCUGAGGCAGAGCGGAGCUUCCCGUUGGCUUACUCUCUGGUGGUUCAUAAAAACGCCCCCAUGGUGGAACGGAUCCUUCACGCCAUCUACGCCCCUCACAACAUCUACUGCAUCCACUACGACCAAAAGUCGUCCCCGGCAUUUGUGAAGGCCAUGAAAAACCUUGCUCACUGCACGCCGAACGUCUUUGUCGCCUCUAAACUGGAGUCUGUAGAAUACGCUCACAUUAGUAGACUCAACGCUGACCUGAACUGCCUGGCUGACCUGCUGAGGUCAGAGGUCAAGUGGAGGUAUGUCAUCAACCUUUGCGGUCAGGACUUCCCGCUGAAGUCCAACUACGAGCUGGUGACGGAGCUGAAGCGGCUCAACGGUAGCAACAUGCUGGAGUCGAGUCGGCCCAGCGAGCUGAAGAAGCAACGCUUCAGCUUCAAACACGAGCUGAGGAACGUGCCGUACGAGUACAGACGCAUCCCCAUCAAAACCACCGCCGCCAAACAGACGCCGCCCCACGGGAUCGAGGUGUUUAUCGGGAGUGCGUACUUUGUCCUGUCGAGGGAAUUCGUGGAUCACAUCAGCAGCAGCGCGGUGGUGAAGGACUUCCUGUCGUGGUCUGCUGACACGUACUCACCGGAUGAACACUUCUGGGCCACACUGGUCAGGAUACCCGGCGUGCCCGGACACGUCCCCAGGUCAGAGGCAGACAUCACGGACCUGAGGAGUAAAACAAGGCUGGUCAAGUGGAACUACUUAGAGGGAAAUCUUUACCCAGCAUGCACCGGGACACACAUGAGGAGUGUGUGUAUCUAUGGAGCAGCGGAGCUCCGCUGGCUGUUAAACUUUGGACACUGGUUCGCCAACAAGUUUGACCCCAAAGUGGACCCGAUCCUGAUCAAAUGUUUGGAGGAGAAGCUGAUGGAGAAGCGGCGGAGUGUGACAACGUGAAACCAAAACAACGAGAUGAGGGACAUUUUAAAAUAUUUAUUUUAGUCGGAUAAAAGAGCAGAAAUGACAGGGUAUGGUCGACCUGCAGUCGAGCUGUGCUGGGUGUGGUUUAACUCUGCGUGGAGAGUGUCAGUGUCACGCUGAUGGCGCUCAGUUCUGUCCACAUUAAGAGGAUGAAUGAAGACAAGAUGGGAAACCUUCUUCACUCUGAAAAUGUGAUACAAGUUCCCUCCCUCCUUAAAUGGAAAGAGGCGGGAAAACUCACUAAAACAAGCAGGUCUUAGGUCUUUGUCAGGGUCUGGACCAUCUCCACACAUGUGGAUGAAGCGUGGAGCUGCUUAUUAAUUCUUGUUAACACUGAUGCUGGACUUUUCUUUCCUUCAAAUGUUUUCCAACAGUGUGGUGUUAUAGUCACUGUAUUUUCUGGUAGAUCCAUUUCCUGAUUGAAACCAGAUAAAAUCCGGUAAAACAAGCCAUUAUUCUGUUUUUCCAUUUUGAAUAAAAAAAGAAAAAAAAGAAUAAAAAAAUUGUACCCCAUUUUAAAAAUGUUAUAUGUUUUUCCAUUUUUGGGACAACAUAUAACAUUUUUAAAAUGGGGUACAAAUUUCAUUAUUUUGUUUUCCUCAUUUAAUGAAAUACUUCAGGAAAAGGAUAU